Molecule: messenger RNA, 621 nt
Organism: Orbicella faveolata
Lineage: Eukaryota; Metazoa; Cnidaria; Anthozoa; Scleractinia; Merulinidae
Product: phosphatidylinositol N-acetylglucosaminyltransferase subunit P-like
Biological process (GO): GPI anchor biosynthetic process
Cellular component (GO): endoplasmic reticulum
Molecular function (GO): phosphatidylinositol N-acetylglucosaminyltransferase activity
Source: RefSeq, a predicted model, not a curated record
UGCAAAAUGGCGGCCGACCGAGGUUAAAUUUUAAAACAUGUCAGGAAAUUCCCCUUCACCCACUCCAGAACGGGCAAUUUAUGGAUUUGUACUAUAUUUAGGCACCUAUUUUGGAAUUGGCCUGUAUUUCAUCUGGGCUUGUGUUCCAGAAGAGUGGCUUCAUAGUGUUGGAAUAACCUAUCUUCCCCAAAGACUCAACUUCUUAACAUCUAAGAAAAUUUUCUCAAAGGUUUGUUCCGAGACUAUUCACUCAAUGAAAUUGAUGUUCUUUGUUUUUACAGAUAAUCAUGCUCGAUAUAUGGAUGGCAAAUUGAACCCAGUUCCUCCUGGAUCAGUUCCACCAUUGUAUGAUAUUCCACUCAGCCAAGUGAACAGGGUUCUCUACAAAGACUGAGAAGAAAAGCAAGGAUUUGUAGACCACAGAUAUUUUUUGGUCUUUUCUUAAGUCCUGAACAACCUGUAAAUCUCCAUGGAAUGUAGAGUUCAAUGGUCAAUAAAUUUAAGGAAAAAGACUACAGGGGAAAAAAAAGCAGACCCCAUAAUUUUCCCAAAAUGUUUUUCCCACAUUUACUGUAAAAUAACCCUGCAUUUAGUGAAGACCUCUGUUAAGCGGAUGCAGAC